Molecule: messenger RNA, 948 nt
Organism: Humulus lupulus (European hop)
Lineage: Eukaryota; Viridiplantae; Streptophyta; Magnoliopsida; Rosales; Cannabaceae
Exons: 2
Coding region: 1-948 (315 amino acids)
Source: RefSeq, a predicted model, not a curated record
AUGGCUCGGAGACGAAAACUUGUGCAGAAUCUAGUUCAGCAAGAAGCUAGGCAGGAGCUCCCUUCAUCCAACGACGAUGCACCAGCACUGCUUCCGUCUGGGGAGAAUAGCGAGCCCGUUGACGAGGAGAAUCUGGCUUUGGAGUUCCCUGAGAUAGCUGGUAAUACGGGGAUAGUUCCUUCUCUGGUAAAUCAAUCUGCUCCAGAUUUGGGUUCAUCAUCGUGGGCGGAAGAGUUAGAUAUUGAGGAAAUUGAAGUAGAAGCCUCUUUCUGGAAGUCUGCCUUGAUUUGUGUGGUGGUUGGUGCUAAUCCUCCAUUAUCAGUAUUUGAAGGACUCAUCAAUCGAAUUUGGGGAAAGAUAGGGGUUGAACGUGUGGCAAGAAUGAAUACUGGUUUCACUAUGGUCAAAUUCAAAGAUGAAGCAACUCGUGAUUUGGUCCUGGAAUCAGGGGUGAUACAUUUUGACAAGAAGCCAGUAGUUCUUCGGCCUUGGACAAUUGAUAUCGAUUCUUUGAAGUCAAUAAAAUCGGUUCCAGUAUGGAUCAGGCUUCCAGAUCUUGGGUUACAAUACUGGGGAGUUAACUGCUUAAGUGCUCUUGUUAGUACAAUAGGGAAACCUAUAAUGAUUGACAAGAUUACCAAAGAAAGAUUAAUGAUAAAAUUUGCUCGAGUUUUAGUGGACAUGGAGAUUUCUGAAACACUUCCUCAGUAUAUCAGUUAUAUCAAUGAGAGAGGUCAAGCUAUGGAACAACUGAUUGAUUUUAAGUGGCUACCUAGGAAAUGUUCCCAAUGUAAAAAGUUGGGACACACAGCUACUUCUUGCAAAUUUGAGACUGGAGCAGUUUGGAGGAAGAAGGAGGCUCUGAAAGAUCAUGUAGCUGACCCUACUGAACCUAAAGUGAUUGGUAAUAUUUCAGUGGCUAUUCAUACAACUUCAACUCAAGCAUAA